AUGGGAGGCAGAGGAGAGGCGUGGGAGGAGGAGGAGGAGGAGGAGGUGUACAGUGGUGAAGAAACUCUAGGACAGGUGUACAGUAGUGAACAAACUCUAGGACAGGUGUACAGUGGUGAAGAAACUCUAGGACAGGUGUACAGCAGUGAGCAAACUCUAGGACAGGUGUACAGUAGUGAACAAACUCUAGGACAGGUGUACAGCAGUGAGCAAACUCUAGGACAGGUGUACAGGAGUGAACAAACUCUAGGACAGGUGUACAGUAGUGAACAAACUCUAGGACAGGUGUACAGUGGUGAACAAACUCUAGGACAGGUGUACAGCAGUGAGCAAACUCUAGGACAGGUGUACAGCAGUGAGCAAACUCUAGGACAGGUGUACAGUGGUGAACAAACUCUAGGACAGGUGUACAGUGGUGAACAAACUCUAGGACAGGUGUACAGCAGUGAGCAAACUCCAAGACAGGUGUACAGGAGUGAACAAACUCUAGGACAGGUGUACAGUAGUGAACAAACUCUAGAACAGGUGUACAAUAAUGAACAAACUCUAGAACAGGUGUACAAUAAUGAACAAACUCUAGAACAGGUGUACAAUAAUGAACAAACUCUAGGACAGGUAUACAAUAAUGAACAAACUCUAGGACAGGUAUACAAUAAUGAACAAACUCUAGGACAGGUGUACAAUAAUGAACAAACUCUAGGACAGGUAUACAAUAAUGAACAAACUCUAGGACAGGUGUACAGCAGUGAGCAAACUCCAAGACAGGUGUACAGGAGUGAACAAACUCUAGGACAGGUGUACAGGAGUGAACAAACUCUAGGACAGGUGUACAGUAGUGAACAAACUCUAGAACAGGUGUACAAUAAUGAACAAACUCUAGAACAGGUGUACAAUAAUGAACAAACUCUAGGACAGGUGUACAAUAAUGAACAAACUCUAGGACAGGUGUACAAUAAUGAACAAACUCUAGGACAGGUGUACAAUAAUGAACAAACUCUAGGACAGGUGUACAAUAAUGAACAAACUCUAGGACAGGUGUACAAUAAUGAACAAACUCUAGGACAGGUGUACAAUAAUGAACAAACUCUAGGACAGGUGUACAAUAAUGAACAAACUCUAGGACAGGUGUACAAUAAUGAACAAACUCUAGGACAGGUGUACAAUAAUGAACAAACUCUAGGACAGGUGUACAAUAAUGAACAAACUCUAGGACAGGUGUACAAUAAUGAACAAACUCUAGGACAGGUGUACAGGAGUGAACAAACUCUAGGACAGGUGUAG
Messenger RNA from Procambarus clarkii (red swamp crayfish), 1281 nucleotides. The record is from RefSeq and is a predicted model, not a curated record. NCBI's taxonomy places the organism in Eukaryota, Metazoa, Arthropoda, Malacostraca, Decapoda, Cambaridae.